AAGCUGUUUUUCUCCAGAACGAAAAGGAAGGGGUGGGGGGGCAUUAAAAAAAAAAAACAAACCCAGAAACAAAAUUAAAAAACCCAAAAAAAAACCCCCAAACCCACCGAAGAAACAACCCAACCUGUCCAGCGUUUGCUUUCUCGAAGAAGCUCAUAUUAGUUUUGAGGGCAUCGCUCGUUUCCCAAGCGCGUGGGCAGUGCUUCAGCUCCGGUGAACGAUGUCUACAAACGUGGAGGCCCAGUGUGCAGGUGUCUCGGAGGACAAUACCCAUUUGUCAACAACCAGUCAAGGAUAUGUUUUACCAGAAGGAAAAAUCAUGCCAAACACAGUCUUUGUCGGUGGAAUCGAUAUAAGGAUGAAUGAAGCAGAAAUCAGAAGUUUCUUUGAACGAUAUGGUACUGUGAAAGAGGUGAAAGUAAUCACUGACAGAACUGGUGUUUCCAAAGGGUAUGGAUUUGUAUCUUUUGUGGAAAAUGUGGAUGUUCAAAAAAUAGUAGAAUCUCACAUCAACUUCCAUGGCAAAAAGCUGAAACUGGGGCCAGCGAUUAGAAAGCAACAGAACUUUUGUAAGUGUUCUUAUGUGCAUCCCAAACCACUUGUCUUCAAUCCUCCUGCACCACAGUACCACACUGUAUGGAGUAACCAAAAUAUGGAGACCUAUGUGCAGCCUCCAGCUGUCAUGAGCCCAGUAACACAGUAUGUUCAGACAUACCCAUACAGUUCACCAGCUUUAUUGAUACAGCAGCAAGUUCCUGUGGGAUACCAGCCACCCUACAGCUAUCAGGUUCAACCCCAAUGGCUUACUGGGGAGCAAAGAAACUAUUUUAUGCCUCCGGUUUAUGCUUCAGUAAGCUAUCAUUGUGCUGAGGAUCCAGAAUUCAUACAGACAGAAUGUGCUGUUCCAGAGCCCAUGCAGUCAUCUAGUACCAGUCCACAAAAGAAGUCUGUGGACAGGAGUAUACAAACAGCAGUAUCCUGUUUGCUUAAUCCUGAGAACCGCAUGAGGAACACCUUUGUAUCACAAGAAGACUACUUUAAGGAGAGGAAGGUGCAUCACUUGAGAAAAGGAAGAGCAGUACUCAAAAGUGUUUGAUCAACACAGACUUGAAAGUAUUAAAAUUCAUUAAUUUGAUGUUACUACAGUUCAGUUUAGCAAUGUAUGCAGUAUAACCACCUUCAGAAAGCUGCUUCAAGUUGAAGUUUGUGUUCCUGUUCUACCUGUUUGAGCGCAGUUAAAUUCGUUUUGAGUAGUUGAAGCUUAAAAGUUGUAAGAGUUGACGAAGUUCCAGGUUUUGUUUGCAUGCUUUCUGUGUUAACUAACUGGAAUGGUAAAAAUGUUAAUGUGGGAAAAGCAUUCUUGGUUUGUUUGGUGCAUGCUGAUUUUCUUCUGUGGUUUAAAGUACAGUUUGCAUGUUACACUUAGUUUUUCCUGAAGUACAGUUUAUGUGACUAAUACUGACUCUUGCAGUUUUAAGAAUGGAAAUGGUUAUUUGCCCAAGAAGGUUGCAUUUUAAAAUUGAGUUAUUAAAUCAGUGGAACAGAAGAUGUCGCAUUGUAACUUAACUGAAGCCCUUUCAAGUUCUGGUUGUCUAAAGACUACCUAAUCAAAGUGGUUAUUUUCAUUCAUGGCAAUUUAUGUACCUGCAGUCCUCAGUGUUACUUAACUUUUGGGAAAGAGAUGAAGAAUCCUAAAAGUCUUGGGAUGCAAUAAUUAGCUGCAUUGGCUACUCAGUAUACUUUUUUACUUGAGAAAUUUUAACAAGCACCUGUGUUAAAAUUGUGAUAACACUGCAUUUAAAGUAACCUUUGCUAGGUGAUGCAAACUGUUAAUCAAAGAACGUCUAUAAGUCUAUUUUAAUAAUUAUGUAGAUUUUAGUGAUGUGUAUUGAAACCAUUAAAAUUUUAUUUUGA
Molecule: messenger RNA, 1914 nt
Organism: Pogoniulus pusillus (Red-fronted tinkerbird)
Lineage: Eukaryota; Metazoa; Chordata; Aves; Piciformes; Lybiidae
Gene: DAZL
Product: deleted in azoospermia like
Exons: 11
Coding region: 221-1096 (291 amino acids)
Biological process (GO): positive regulation of translational initiation; 3'-UTR-mediated mRNA stabilization
Cellular component (GO): cytoplasm
Molecular function (GO): translation activator activity; protein binding; mRNA 3'-UTR binding
Source: RefSeq, a predicted model, not a curated record